AUGAACAAAUUUCUCUUCCUCUUCUUUUCCUUGUUACUCCUUAUCAGUACUUAUUCUCUAACACAAUAUACGGAUUUGAUAAUUAGCAAUCCCGAAUUGAAAAACAAACUCAAACCAUACAAAAUAAAUACCCAUCAUCUUCAUCAACUUGCUAGAUUCAUCUCUAAAAAAACCCAACACCUGCAACAUAUUGAAGUCAUCAAGUAUUCUAUCAAAACGAGGAGAGAAAAUGCAAAACCCAUCAAAAUUGCACAAUUUACAGAUUUGCAUUAUGAUGCAUUCGAGGAUCCACCUACACUUCCUCAACAUUUAGAAAAUGAAAUGAUUCAAAAAAUUCUAGAAGAAAAACCAGACUAUGUGUUAAUAACAGGCGAUUUUGUACAUGGUGAGGUUAUUCAUUCAUCUCGUGGAAUUGUUAAUGACAUUCUUAAACCAAUGAAGAUAGCUUUGCAACAGAUUCACAAUGAUACAAAGCAAAGGAUCUAUUCUGUAUUUGGUAAUCAUGAUUUACACACAGGACAGAGACAUUUUUUGAAACAAGUUCUUGAAUAUGGCAAUAUGACAGUUGUAUUGGAUAAUGAAUAUUAUUAUGAUGAGGAUAAUGAUAUAGUAAUAAUUGGAUUACCAGAUUAUCACAAGGAUGAUUUCAAUCCAGUUCGUCUUGCUAACUUGAUUUCAAAGAACCCAAAGAUUACAAACAAUUCAACACACAUAGUUAUGUCACAUGUUCCAGAUAGUGCAAGUUGUUUAAUUGAGAAACAAGGUAAAAUUCCAAAAUAUGAGAACUGUAAGGGAGUACAAACAGACGUACUAUUGACAGGUCAUACUCAUGCAGGUCAAUUCAAAAUAUUUGGUUGGAGUAUCGUCCAGUUUAUUUUCCAAAAAUUACCAGAAUCAGUUAUUCAGUUUCUUUUAAAAUCAAUGAAAUUCAAAAAUCCAAUAGAUAAUUGGGAUUGGAAUGAAGGAAUGUUUGAAACAAAUGAAAAUAAUCAUUUGGUUCCAUUAUUAGAGAGUCACAGACAAACAAUGAGUUUAAGGGAAGGAAAAUCCUUUUUUAACAUUAACAGAGGAGUAGGAGGUCACUUUGGAAUCAGAUUAGCAUGUCAACCAGAAAUGACCUUAUUAGAAUUUGACUAA
Naegleria gruberi is the source of this 1137-nucleotide messenger RNA. RefSeq lists its product as uncharacterized. The transcript has a single exon. Gene Ontology annotation, molecular function: hydrolase activity. NCBI's taxonomy places the organism in Eukaryota, Heterolobosea, Eutetramitea, Acrasida, Naegleriidae. The record is from RefSeq and is a predicted model, not a curated record. Bases 1 to 1137 code for a protein of 378 amino acids.